Messenger RNA from Chelmon rostratus (copperband butterflyfish), 2471 nucleotides. RefSeq names its product 23 kDa integral membrane protein-like. The record is from RefSeq and is a predicted model, not a curated record. Bases 76 to 918 code for a protein of 280 amino acids. NCBI's taxonomy places the organism in Eukaryota, Metazoa, Chordata, Actinopteri, Chaetodontiformes, Chaetodontidae. The transcript is spliced from 10 exons. Gene Ontology annotation, cellular component: membrane.
UGAUCUUCCAAACUUGGUCAUGUUCUUCGUUCUGCAGCCAAACACUCCUGAGCUCGACUCUCUCAGACAGCAGUCAUGGCUCGCUGCAGGAGCUACUUGCGAGGACUCGCCAUCUGUGUCACUGUGCUGCUACUGGUGUCUGGUGUGGUGAUGAUGGGCGUCGGAUUUGCCUCCAUCGACGGCAACACGCCGGUUGCUGAGUUGUUUGACCAGUUGUCCAGUAGUGAUGGUUUACUGGUCCUGCAGGUGUUUGGUCCGGUCACAGUGAUUUUGUCUGUUCUGGGCAUCUGUGCUGCAACGCUGGACCUCAAACCUCUGCUGCUGGUGUUUUCUGCUCUGAUUUUCGUGGAGUUUGUGGCUCUGAUGGUUGUUGCCUCACCGCUGGUUCAGGUCCAAGCUCAGAUGGACGGCGCGGUGGACGAGGUGUUCCUGAACGUAACUCCCCUCCACAGAGCAGAGCGCUACAUCCAGAGCGAACUGAACAAACUGCAGACCUCCAACUCCUGUUGUGGUUUGAGGAGUUUUGAGGACUGGGAGAAUCAACUUCCUGCGUCCUGUUUCUGCACGCCGCCCGCUCCUCCUCCUGCCUCCGACCUGCAGCCGAGCUCUCAGUCUGGGAACUCCAGCUCCGACGGACCCUGUGUGAUGGUGGGCAGCGACCUUUACCCCCCCACCUCACAGCUCACGGAUAAAUUAUGGGUUCAUUCAAAGCCCUGCGGUCCCAUCCUGAAGAGCUACCUGAGCUUCCCCAUCAAGCUCAGGAUCGGAAUCAUCUCUGCCUUCGCCACCAUCACGAUGGCGGCCAUUGCUCUGUGUCUGGCGCUCGGCCUGGAGAAAUACUGGAGGACGCCGCCAGUAGAAACGACAGUCGAUGACUUCAACAGAGUGAAAUAUCAGCCUAAGCCCUCCCUGACCUGACCUCUGACCCCUGACCUCAUCACUUCACGCCGCUUCGUCAUUCACUCUUUGAGGAAUCUUUGUUCCAAACAGCGUUUUUAUAUUCUACAGAAACGGCGACUUGGACUGGUGCUGCUUUGUGUGAUCGCAGGACGCCUUUAAAGACGCUUUCAACAACAUCGUGUUAAAGAAGAAAGGGCAUCGCCAGAAGUGCGCUCUGUCUCUCAUCAUAGUGGUCUCACAGUCUCAGUUAGACAGGAACCAUGUGGGGCCCCUGCAGGGGGGUUUUCAGCUGGAUGUCAUUUCAAAAGGGUCUUCCUCGUACGGAGCCAGAAUGGCGGUGUGAAGAAGAGCUUUGACUGCUUCUGUCUCUGCUUCUGACCAGAUGUUUGAAAACUGUAUCCAGUCCUGAUGCUGAUGUGGUGUUUUGUGGAGGGUCGAGUCCAGCAGCUUCCUAAAGACUCCUCUCAGAGUCCCCAACGCCGACACUCAGCUCAGGACUGAAGCAGGAGGAGGGGCUGCUGGUCCUGAUAAAUAAACUUUGUGUUAUCAGUGAUGUUCGUGUGGUCUUUAGUUGUAGUUCCCCCUGCAGCCACCAGAUGUCAGUAAUGAUAUAAAUUAGCAGCCUGCAGCAGGUCAGCGAGUUGUUUUUGGUUAAAUCAGGUCAAAUUCCUCCGUUUAAGCCGGUUUCCUCACAGCUUCACUUCACUUAAAGCUUCCCUGAUAAAAGUUUUGAGAAUAAAUGAUACGACAGAUUACUGGAACAUGAAAGAAACAAAUGUCAUUUCUGUCGAGAUAAGUUCACGGUCUGUUAAAUAGCAGACCCACAAACACCAGCUCCCACACACACAACGACUUGAUUGCCAAACUCUGUUACUCAUAUGAGAAACACUGUAAGUGCACCUACAAAGAAUGUGGCGGUCUGAUGCUGCUGGUAAACACGGCUCAUGAACAGGCUCGGUUUUUCAGACCAGAGGCCUCCUCCGUUAGUCUGUUUAAAAUAAGUCCAGAUUCUGGUUCCAGCCACACAGCGUGGUCUGCAGGGUCCUGUUUAAAUGGUUCCAGCAGUUUGAUCUACUGGUUCCAGGAGCACAUCCUACAGGUAUGAGCAGUCUGUACAGGUUCAAACAGGUGUCCCCGUGAAUCAGAGUUUAUAUUUCUAUAUUAUCAGAAGGAGCAGCGGCAGAAGAAAAGCUUUAACUGAGGUAAAAGUACUGAACAAAAAGUAUGUCUGCAAAUGCACUUAAAAGUACUCAUCCUGCAGUAAGAUAAAAUAAAAACUGCAUUAAACAUCCCAACCUGGGGGUCGGGCCCCUCCGAAGGGUCGCCAGAUGAUUCAGAUCUUUGGGAUUCGGACAGUAACCUGACAUGAAAUGUGACUGAAGACCCCCAACAGGCCACAGCUCUUCAGACGGGACCGAGAAACAUGGAACCUUUUCGUCUUUGACAGGACGUCAUGUUUUAUAAGCUCAUCAUGUGUCGUUGUAUUUAAAACGCAAAGUGACGACGAACGCCGAGCCUCAAAUAAAUGCAUCGUGUGGAAGUUCAGUCUUUUUCUUCUUCUGUGUCUCCUG